AUGGUUGUGACUACACGGACAGACAGACAUCAUGUCACCGUAAACGGCAGUGAAAGGGAUGUAGAUGAGACUACAGCCCUUAUAGGGUCCAGCAAGAUCAAGUAUGCUGGUGACACACCAGACAUUUCGGGUGGUUCAUCAGGGUCAUCUAGCGACAGCGACGAGGAGGAAAAACCCUUGCCCAAGCUGCAGAUUUUGCUACUCUGCUAUGCACGCGCAAUAGAGCCCCUGGCCUUUUUCUCUAUCUUCCCCUAUGUCAGUCAGAUGGUACAGGAAAACGGAGGCUUGGCAGACACGGACGUUGGCUUCUACAGUGGACUCAUCGAGUCAAUGUUCUCCCUAACACAGGCCAUUGUCAUGAUAUUAUGGGGCCGGGCAGCAGAUUACCUCGGCCGCAAGCCGGUCCUAGUCUCCUCCUUGUUCGGAGUGACCGUGGCGACUGGCCUCUUUGGCUUGGCAAGAACCAUACCACAGAUGAUCAUGUUUAGGUGUCUUGCUGGUGUCUUUGCUGGAACCAUCGUCACAAUUCGCACCAUGGUAGCCGAGCACAGCACACCCAGUACCCAGGCCCGGGCGUUCAGCUGGUUCGCCUUUAGCGGGAACGUGGGAAUGUUACUGGGACCUUUACUGGGCGGUGCACUUGCUGACCCGGUACGACAGUACCCUGGUGUUUUUGGGGCUUUCAGCUUCUUCGAAAAAUAUCCUUACGCCCUCUCGAGCUUGGUGGUAGCGAUGGUGGGAGCCACCGCUGCCCUGUCUAGCGCCUUCUUUGUUGAGGAGACGUUAAAGAAGGAGUCAGUUGUGGUGGGCCGUGAUGGCGAGGCAGCAUGCGAUGCGCCAGCCCAGAGUGGUGACCUAUCGACACGGCAGCUUCUCAAGUCGCGGGGUGUUGGUAUGGUCUUGUACAUUUACGGGCAUAUCAUGGUCCUUGCCUUCGCUUACACGGCCAUUAUUCCCCUCUUUUGGUUCACUCCCAUAGAGCUCGGAGGGUAUAACUUCACACCUCUACAGAUUUCGAUGAUGAUGGGUCUAAACGGCGCCGCACAAGCUGCAUGGCUCCUCUUGGUGUUCCCCCCAUUGCAGAAGAAGAUCGGGUCCAAUGGAGUGAUACGUCUCUGCGCUUACGCCUAUCCGUUCUUCUUCCUAUGCUGUCCUCUUGGCAAUUUGCUUCUGCGGAGGGGCACAGAUGCAUCUGUUAAAGCCUUUUGGAUUCUCUUACCCAUCACCCUAGCAAUCGGCUGCGGAGUCAGCAUGAGCUUCACGGCGAUCCAGCUCGCCCUGAAUGACGUUGCACCCUCGCCGAGGGUGCUGGGCACACUGAAUGCGCUGGCCUUAACCAGUGUUAGUACACUGAGAGCCUUUUGCCCUGCUCUCUUCAACAGUCUCUUCGCUCUGGGGGCAAGGACACAGCUGGCAGGUGGCCAUGCCAUCUGGAUACUCAUGCUCAUACUUGCAUCAGGCUUACCAAUUACAGCAAAAUACCUGCCAGAGCCCCAGGCAGCUGUCAAGCGCCGGAACAGCCAGGUUACUUGA
Molecule: messenger RNA, 1533 nt
Organism: Penicillium griseofulvum
Lineage: Eukaryota; Fungi; Ascomycota; Eurotiomycetes; Eurotiales; Aspergillaceae
Product: Tetracycline resistance protein, TetA/multidrug resistance protein MdtG
Exons: 1
Coding region: 1-1533 (510 amino acids)
Biological process (GO): transmembrane transport
Molecular function (GO): transmembrane transporter activity
Source: RefSeq, a predicted model, not a curated record